Molecule: messenger RNA, 1263 nt
Organism: Papilio machaon (common yellow swallowtail)
Lineage: Eukaryota; Metazoa; Arthropoda; Insecta; Lepidoptera; Papilionidae
Exons: 2
Coding region: 1-1263 (420 amino acids)
Source: RefSeq, a predicted model, not a curated record
AUGGGCUCGCCAAUAGCACCAGUUGCGGCUAAUAUAUUUAUGGAAUACUACGAGGAGGAGGCGUUGAAGCAUGCACCUCUUAAACCCAGAUACUGGUGGAGAUACGUAGACGACGUGUUCGCUUUAGUUCCCAGACAAGCCGUCACUCAACUACUAAACCAUUUGAACGACGUACAUCCAAAAAUCCAUUUUACUACGGAGGAGGAAAAUGAAGGAACUCUCCCAUUUUUGGACGUACUAGUGAAGAGGGAACCUAGUGGUGAUCUAGUACAUACCGUGUAUAGAAAGCCUACACACACGGAUCGGUACUUGAGGGCGGACUCUCAUCACCAUCCAUCUCAGCUAUCUUCAGUGCCGCGCACGCUUAUAAGUCACGCAAUACGUUUAUGCGACACUCAAUUCCUGCAGGCUGAAUUGACGCACGUACGGCACGUAUUAGAGAGCAAUGGAUACAACUGGCGACAGAGUUACCGAAUAGCGAACACGACCAGCAAACCACGGCCUCAGGUUGCAGAGCGGGUCCCGGUCUAUUUACCAUGUAUGCGAGGGGUUACGGACAAAAUUGGACACCUGUUACGCCGUAGGUUCAGCAUCAGGACAAUUUUCCGCCCAAUGACACAGAUCAAACAACUUAUGCGAUCUCCAAAGGACCGGGAUCCCCUAGAUAGUCCUGGUGUCUACGAGAUCCCGUGCGACUGUGGUAAAAGUUACGUCGGCGAAACGGGGCGCAAUAUAAAGUCGAGACUCUCUGAGCAUAUCCGCAGUAUGCGUAAAUUAGACGGCAACACCUCGGCGGUUGCGGAUCACGCCCUUAACUCCGGAACCUCGCAUUAUAUUAGGUUCGACAAAGUUAAAGUGCUGGCCCGUGAGAGGAACUUCGUGUCUCGGAAGCUUCGGGAGGCUAUUGAAAUAGGUCGUCGACCUAAUUUCAACAGAGACAAGGGGUGGGCUCUGCCGCGUACAUGGGAACCCGUCUUAAUGAACGCGGCGCGACACAACAUCAACAGUGCUGAAGACGAUAUUGUGGAUAUAAUCAGUACAUUUUGUGCCCCCGGAAACUCUAAUAACAACACCAACACUGCUUUGGUAUCAACCUCGUCAACGACGCCGGCGCCCCCCGCGCCCCCCGCCCCCUCAAGACUCGCCCUAAGAGCGCAGGCGCGCAGUCACAUCUGCCGCGGUCGUGCAUCGGGCAUUCCAAAAGAAGGUGCUGCACUGUCUCCGGGAUUGCCGGAUCGCACAUGCACGCCGGGUCGUCUUUAA